Messenger RNA from Babesia ovata, 1572 nucleotides. RefSeq lists its product as uncharacterized. The transcript has 5 exons. The record is from RefSeq and is a predicted model, not a curated record. Lineage: Eukaryota; Apicomplexa; Aconoidasida; Piroplasmida; Babesiidae. Bases 1 to 1572 code for a protein of 523 amino acids.
AUGGGCGCCAAUGGAAGGGACAUAAGGUUGGAGUUGGUGUCAUUGGCGGUGGUGGUUGUGACUGCCUGCUUGCUGUCUCCUAAUAGUUGGCGGCAAAACCGCUUUGUAUCUUGGCUGUUGAGCUCCAACAGCUCCUUUGAAAACAUCUAUCAGCUCCUUCCUAUUUUACAAAAGAAUUCGCGCGUUUUGUUCGUGGUUUUCAACGACCUGGCUAGCGCCAUUAACAGCGUAGCUGCUCCUCACAAUGGAGAAACGCCCCUAUCGAAGGAGUCGGUACGCUCGCUCCUUGACCAGGAAUGGGUCCAACUGAAGCUGCGUCGGGCUCAGGAUUCUGUGCUGUCUGAAUUUGGUCUGGACGCUGCUACGCUAGACAAGGCCAUCGAUCGUUUUCGCAGCGAUGACCAGGUACAAAUGUACAUCUAUGGGGUCGAGCUGAUGUACAACACCGUGCUGGAAGGCGGUUAUCCACAGUGCCCUGGAGUCGAGCGUUGCGAAGGAGUCACUAAGCAGUUUGCUCUGUCGGUCGUGGAGAAAAUUGUGGCGGCUAAGCAGCAGCCUCUGCGCAAAACUAGCGCAAAUGAAAGGUCAGCCGACUCUUUCGAGGUGGACGUCGUGUUCCGCGAAAUGCAGCGCUUCGGCUACACCACCCCGUUCGACGCCUAUAUCGCAUUCAAAAACGCAGAAAAUUGUUACUUGUACGACUUCGCAUUCGUUCAAGCGCGUCAACGUAUCUACAUGGGCAGUAAUUCCCCGUGUUCAGAGGCCGUUUCGAGCCGUGAUUCUGAUGUCCCACGUGUCACGGUAGAGGAGCUUCAACUCAUGCUGGAGACAAUGGAUGCUGACGCACCGUUUUUCCUGGUGCUCUUUGAUACCGAGCAUGUGAUUCAAGAAUUCAUUUCCUUCGUAAAGGGUUCCGCAGAAUCUGAGCCGAAGGCAGUGGUAGCGUGGAUGUGUAGCAGCGACGGCACACCUGAAUAUAGCUGUGAUCGCUAUCCCGCCGCGCUCCGUUUCCGCGGCGGCAGAGUAGAGAACUACUGUAUAUUUGUGCCUUUGGGUUCACGCUCUUUAGAAAUGACGAAUAACGUUGGUCAGAUUAAGGGUAUAAAGCACAGGGUGGUGGCCAAGAAAAAGGAUGUCGUACAGGAGAAGAGGCAACCUGUAGCCGCGGAACCAGCCAUUGAUGCCAAGACCGUAGCUGCUGCUACGUCUGUGCCGGCGGUGAAGAUACCUCCUACAGGGCCAGUUAAAGGACGUGUUAAAUCCGAAAACAAGAAGCCACAGAGUGACAAGCCUGCAGCUUCGGAGAAGGUGCCGGCUUCCCCGAGGCAACCAGCGGAGGGUCAGAAGCGCUCAGGGGGCAACAAACGUCAGCGCGAUGAUACUGUCGUGACUGAAGUGGAUCGCAAAGGUCCCGCUGCGAAGCGCCAUGCUUCUACUAAUGCGCUUAGUAAAGGGCUUGGAUCCGUGUUUUCACGGAUACUUAGCGGCCUUGAGCGGAUGACCCAGCGUGUAACUGGCGUUUCCAAUUCCUUGUUAUCGUCAAUUAUGGCCCCAUUCUCCAAUAGAACCUGA